UUUCAUAAAGCCGCUUUUUCCUCGGGGGGGAAAUACAGAAAAGAGAAAAAGAUCUCGACUGUGCUUUUAAGUACCUAUUGAUGUGAGACUAGUCUCAUAUUUCCCGGCCGGUCUACUACUCGCAGUCUAAUUUCGGGGGGCCAUUGUGAGUUGAGAGUUGAGAUUAGGGAGCAAAUGGAGAGCGCAGGUGGAAAAGUGAAGAAAGGAGCUGGUGGAAGGAAAGGGGGCGGUCCAAAGAAGAAGCCAGUGUCCCGGUCCGUGAAGGCCGGUUUGCAAUUCCCUGUCGGCAGGAUCGGGCGUUACUUGAAGAAGGGUCGCUACUCUGAGCGUGUGGGAACCGGCGCUCCUGUCUACAUGGCUGCCGUCCUCGAGUACCUUGCCGCCGAGGUUCUGGAGUUGGCUGGAAAUGCUGCAAGAGACAACAAGAAGAACAGGAUCAUACCGCGGCAUGUGUUAUUGGCUGUGAGGAAUGAUGAAGAGCUUGGGAAACUUCUAGCUGGUGUGACUAUUGCUCAUGGGGGAGUGCUUCCCAACAUCAAUCCAGUUCUCCUUCCAAAGAAGAAUGAAAAGGCAGCAAAGGAGCCUGUUAAGUCUCCAGCUAAGGCCACAAAGUCACCCAAGAAGGCCUAAUCUGUCAUUCGUGAAUAAGAGGACUUGUCGUCCUGUGAAUUUCUUUGUAUGUAGUUCCUGUAUCUGUUGGUCGUAUGUAGAAGAGGGUCAGAGAUUUUUAGAAUUUAGGAUUGACUGUUGCUUCUGAUGGUCCCAAAUUCUUGGAUUAUGAUGAAUGAAACGAAUUUUUAGCUUAUUAAAACACAUUCAGUUUCCUGUGCGCGUAUUAAUGUGAAA
Molecule: messenger RNA, 846 nt
Organism: Coffea eugenioides
Lineage: Eukaryota; Viridiplantae; Streptophyta; Magnoliopsida; Gentianales; Rubiaceae
Product: histone H2A
Exons: 2
Coding region: 175-630 (151 amino acids)
Cellular component (GO): nucleosome
Molecular function (GO): structural constituent of chromatin; protein heterodimerization activity; DNA binding
Source: RefSeq, a predicted model, not a curated record